Oncorhynchus gorbuscha (pink salmon) is the source of this 1076-nucleotide messenger RNA. RefSeq names its product ras GTPase-activating protein 3-like. Gene Ontology annotation, biological process: intracellular signal transduction; negative regulation of Ras protein signal transduction; regulation of GTPase activity. Lineage: Eukaryota; Metazoa; Chordata; Actinopteri; Salmoniformes; Salmonidae. Gene Ontology annotation, molecular function: GTPase activator activity. The record is from RefSeq and is a predicted model, not a curated record.
AUGUUCCAGGUAAUCCAGCCAGAGAGGGCUCUCUACAUCCAGGCCAAUAACUGUGUGGAGGCCAGGGACUGGAUAGACAUCCUGACCAAGGUCAGCCAGUGCAACAGGAAGAGACUGAGCACAUACCACCCCUCAGCUUACCUCAACGGUCACUGGCUCUGCUGCAAGAUGUCUGCCGACACAGAACCAGGCUGUACACCCUGUACUGGGGGCCUCCCAGCCAACAUUCAGCUGGAUGUGGACGGAGACAGAGAGGCUGAGAGAAUCUACUGCCUGUUCAGCACGAACAUGAACAAACUGGUCAACAUGCAAGAGGCCUGUGGCAGUAGAUCGGUAUAUGACGGCCCAGAGCAGGAGGAGUAUUCCUGCUUCCUCAUCGACGAUCCCCGGGAGACCUAUAAGACCCUGAGAGUCAUCAUCUCCUCUGUUCAGACACUGGAGCAGCAGCACACCAAGUACAAACGAGACAUGUUCAGGAAGACCAAGAUCGGCAGCCAGGAUCAUCCAAUCGGAGACAAGAGUUUUCAGUGUUACAUCCACCAACAGUCUGAGAGCUCCACCUACUCCAUCUAGCCCCGCCCACCAACCACUGCCAUGAAGCGCAGAGCUCCGCCCCCGAUGACCUGAGACCUAGCAACACUUCCUGGUUACUCCUGGUCCACGGCUUCCCAUGGUGCAUCUUUCAGAACACGGACACUCAGAGCCGAGGUCUAAUGGAAGAGUCUAUGAUGAUGUGCUACAACACAAUGGACUGUUGGUGUACCAGUGACCACGCACUUUAACCCACAACGGACAUAAAGCUACUGCCUCGUUCUGAAACAAUCGCCCCACAACGGACAUAAAGCUACUGCCUCGUUCUGAAACAAUCGCCCCACAACGGACAUAAAGCUACUGCCUCGUUCUGAAACAAUCUCCCCACAACGGACAUAAAGCUACUGCCUCGUUCUGAAACAAUCGCCCCACAACGGACAUAAAGCUACUGCCUCGUUCUGAAACAAUCGCCCCACAACGGACAUAAAGCUACUGCCUCGUUCUGAAACAAUCUCCCCACAACGGACAUAAAGCUACUGCCUCGU